This is a messenger RNA of Mercenaria mercenaria, 2576 nucleotides long. Its product is annotated as vitamin K-dependent gamma-carboxylase-like. The coding region runs from base 236 to 2473 and encodes 745 amino acids. Gene Ontology annotation, molecular function: vitamin binding; gamma-glutamyl carboxylase activity. NCBI's taxonomy places the organism in Eukaryota, Metazoa, Mollusca, Bivalvia, Venerida, Veneridae. The record is from RefSeq and is a predicted model, not a curated record. Gene Ontology annotation, biological process: peptidyl-glutamic acid carboxylation. The transcript has 17 exons.
UGGGCUAAAUUAAGAUCUUGCCUGCAGUAAACUUCUUUGGGGGUAGGCAGCGGUUACUUCCCCUGAGCAUACUCUUCUCCAAGGAGAAUUUCCGCAGCUGUCAAAAUUGAAAAGAUUACAUUGGUAUUACAGAUUAAAGGUUUCCAUUGACGGCCAUCCUGUAAUGACUUCUGCUCUGAGGUGACAUUUGCCGUCAUGCAGAGGCAGAGGAACAUAAUAGUGUGGGAUUUCCUCGAUGACACAAGUCAGUGACACAAGAUACAGAAUGGUGAAACAGAAAGGCAGUAAAAAUCAGGCAGGUGCUGUGGAAGACAAGCAGGGUAACAGUCAAAUGUUGGAGUCUUUGUUUGGUUUCAAGAUGUCUGAUCUUAGUAGCCUGGACUCUCUGCUCAGACUGCUGUGCAGACCCACUGAUCCAUCUGGUCUGGGAGUCAUGCGCAUGAUCUUUGGAUUACUGAUGGUAUUUGACAUUUGGCAAGAACGUGGACUCAGCAAUGCAGUGGAAGAGUUUGGUGAUCCUCUUCUGUGUAGAUUCCCAUUGUUUGACUUUCUGAAACCAUUACCACUUGUAUGGAUGUACAUUGUCUAUCUACUUAUGUUUAUUGGUGAAGUUGGUAUCUUACUGGGCCUGUUUUACCGCUUCAGUUGUGUGGUAUUUGUGGUAACAUAUUGGUACCUUUUUCUGUUGGAUAAAACAAGCUGGAAUAAUCAUAGUUACCUGUUUGGUCUCAUUGGAAUCCUACUGUUACUGACUGAUGCUAACAGAUACUGGUCUCUGGAUGGAUUGUUGUUCAAGAGAAAGAGGCAUGCACAUGUACCACUAUGGAACUAUGCUAUACUGAGAUUCCAAAUAUUCAUAGUCUAUCUUAUUGCGGGCAUAAAGAAAAUGGACACCGACUGGGUCUCUGGUUACUCCAUGCAUUCAAUAGCGGGUCACUAUGUGUUUGCCCCUUUUCGGUUAGUACUUAGCCAGGAACAAGUCAGUUUGUACAUCGUACAUCUGGGCGGACUCACCAUUGAUCUCUUCUCGGGAUUUCUCCUACUGUUCGACCAGACCAGACCCAUUGCCUUUGUGUUUCUAGGAAUGUUCCAUCUCAUGAACUCCCAGUUAUUUAGUAUAGGAAUGUUUCCUUGGAUGAUGUUAGCCACCAUGCCAUUAUUUUGCCACCCAGACUGGCCUAGAGGGUUGUUACAUAAGUUUCCACACUUUAUGAAAAUAGUAUUACCUGCAGAUCUCAGUUUACAGACCAGCCAGCACUGUAUAUACGAUAAGAAAUCCAUUAAACCUGAUGAAAAACAGAAAACUUCUGUUUCUCAAGAAAAAAGUCCCCCACCCAUCAGUCCGUCCAGGUAUCACAAAGUGAUGGCUUGCAUUUUGUUGUCAUAUGUCAGUACACAAUGUGUUCUACCAUACUCUCAUGGAAUAACUAAGGGAUAUAACCAUUGGACCCAGGGUCUAUAUGGGUACUCCUGGGAUAUGAUGGUACACACAUGGAAUCUGCAACAUCUCAAAAUUACAUAUGUUGAUAAAGAAACCAGGGAGGAGGGGUACUUGAAUCCAAAGGCAUGGGUACUAGGAGGUCGCUGGAGUUCACACCCUGAUAUGAUCAAACAGUAUGCUAGGUGUGUGGAGAAACGUCUGGCUUCGUAUAAUAUCACAGAUAUAGAACUACAUGUAGAUGUGUGGAGAGCCUUAAAUGAUAGAUUUCAACAAAGAUCUGUAGACCCACGCGUGAAUCUGCUUGAAGCUCCAUGGAACCCAUUCACACAGACUCCCUGGAUCUUACCCUUACUGGUUGACUUGUCCGAUUGGAGGGGGAAACUAUCGGAGAUAGAAAAAGAUAUAUUUGAACGUGACAGUGAUACUGAUGUUGUUUUUGUUGCUGAUUUUCCAGGUUUAUAUCUAGAGAACUAUGUACAGGAAGAACUGGGAAACACGAGUAUCACUGUGUUGAAAGGAGAGGUUCUUGUGGAACUUGUAGAUCAGCAGAAAAAUAUCAGCCUGAAAGAGGGCAACAAAAUGCAGUUACCUACCCACGAGUUUCACAACAUUCAUACUGUGUCUGACACACCAUCGUGUUACAUGUACAUAUUUGUGAACACAACAGAUGUAGAAUUCAAACAAACUGUCACCAAGUAUGAACAGAUCAUGAAUGGAACCUUCAAAGGUCCAGAUGAAGAAGCUGUGAGGAUCAAACGAGAGGUGGAGGUUGGCCCCAAUCAUCAUCUGUUUGCUCAAUAUAUCAGUGAUAAAGAGAGAACAGAAGAAGAACAACGAAUGUCCUACGUACAGAAAUGGUCAAAUUUCAUUUCAUACAAGUACAGCAUGUUGACCAGGAGUGUAAAGUUUACUAUUGGUGCAGUGAAGAGUUUGAUGACGGGUGUGCCGUUUGAAGAUUUUCUAAAUGCAACGUUCAGUGAAGAGAUGGCAAAACGAGGCACUCAACAUUCAGAACAGUACAAUGCUUACUGAUUGGAACUGCUAUAUAUAUGAUUGUCAAUAAUCAUAUGUAACUGUGUAAUAAUUGAUGCCAAGAUGUGUAGUUUUUUUGUUUGAAAAUAAAUUUUUAGAGUAA